GUCGGAUCAGGCUUUUGUGUCAAAAUCCCACCUUAAAUUAUGAAGAAAAAAAGUAGAUUUUCUGCUAAUUGAGAAUCGCCCGCGGUAAUAAUUUGUACGCCGUGGUUGUGUCUCAGCUCAGGAGCAUUUCUAUUCACAGAUGCGUACCCGUGCAAUUUCGAAACUCAAGACGUGAAAUCAAGCGAAAGUAGUUCCCUGCCUGUCGAGUGGGAAAGUAAUUCUCGGUAUCCACGAAUUAAUUAGGAUUGAGGUGGUCCAUAAACAAUCGUAGUUGAUGCAGUGAUUGAGUCCCACUGUGUAGGUGAAACAUUAUCCUAUAAACUCGUUCGAUUAUUGCGAACAUGUCAACUACAAAGGAUUUCGGGAUAUUUUUUUCUCUUGACGAGCAGCAUCACGGAAGGUUGAUGCAGGUGAUAUGCAUCGGGUGACGGGGGUUUCUAUGGUCGACCCGAAAAACUGUGUUCUAGAUAUUGAUACAUGUAACAUUACAAAUAAAUGGACUUUCGUCGUUUGUUGAAAACUAAGGAAGUAUUUUAUAUGUCAUAUGUGAUUAAGACUUUGGCAAAUCAUUUGCGAAAUCUAGACCGUCCAUCUGCGCAAGGUCCACGAGAUCAUGAAGUCGUGAAUCAAACGUGGGACGUGGGACGUGGGAGGCACGUAGACGUAGGUGAGGAAACGAGCAAUGCAAGACGGUUCUUCAGUUAUAGCGGUUGGACCCGACACGGCGAAUCUCCCGCGAAAUAAAACAGAAGAAAGCUUCCUUGUUCUUGUUCUCUGUUCAUCUAGAUCAUAACCCAGUUUCUCUUCUGCCUCCAAGAACUCUCUCUCUCUCUCCCUCUCUCAUGCAUGGUCGUUUUCGAACGGAAUCUGCACAUCAAGUCUUUUGACAGGACUUUUCCUUGACAUUGAGUAAGUCAAAUUUUCAGAUUGAUGCGAGUACCGCUGUAAAAUCGUUGAGUUAGAGCAAUUUGUUUGAGAUGGGCUGUUGAGAAUAUUGUCAAGGCUUGAAUCAUGUGGUGCUGCCGAGGCGUGGAAGAGGAAAGCUAUCGGCCUCCUGCUCAACAGUAUACUGCCCCGCCUAGAGGAGGCAAUCCCUAUGGUGGCGAGAGAGGGGAGACAAGGAGCUCCAAUGUCGUCAGAAGUGGAGCUACGCAAAAGGUUUUGCCCAUUGAAAUACCGGCUUUGCCAUUAAACGAACUGAAUAGGUUGACAGGGAACUUCGGUUCAAAAGCGUUGAUUGGGGAAGGUUCUUAUGGCCGCGUGUUCUACGCGAGGUUAAGUACUGGCCAGGAAGCAGCAGUAAAGAAAUUAGAUACCAGUGCUUCACAAGAACCCGACUCGGAUUUUGCAGCGCAGCUGUCGACUGUUUCGAGGCUCAAGAAUGAACAUUUCGUGGAGCUGAUUGGAUACUGCUUGGAGGCUAAUAACAGAAUCUUGGUGCAUGAGUUUGCUACCAUGGGUUCUCUACAUGAUGUCUUACAUGGAAGGAAGGGUGUGCAGGGUGCUGAGCCCGGUCCUGUUCUUACUUGGAAUCAGAGAGUCAAAAUUGCUUAUGGUGCAGCAAAAGGCCUUGAGUAUUUGCAUGAAAAGGUUCAACCUUCUAUUGUUCAUAGGGAUGUCAGAUCCAGCAACGUCCUGCUAUUCGACAAUUUUGUCACCAAGAUUGCCGACUUUAACUUGUCAAAUCAGUCUUCAGACACGGCUGCUCGACUGCAUUCGACUAGAGUCUUGGGAACCUUUGGAUACCAUGCUCCAGAAUAUGCAAUGACGGGGCAGAUAACUCAGAAAAGUGAUGUUUACAGUUUUGGGGUUGUUCUACUAGAGCUUUUGACAGGAAGAAAGCCUGUAGACCAUACAAUGCCCAAAGGACAGCAGAGUCUUGUAACUUGGGCUACGCCAAGACUGAGUGAAGACAAAGUGAAACAAUGCGUUGACCCAAAGCUUAAUGAUGACUACCCACCUAAGGCAAUCGCAAAGCUAGCUGCAGUUGCAGCACUGUGUGUGCAGUAUGAGGCAGAUUUCCGGCCGAACAUGACAAUCGUUGUCAAGGCACUGCAGCCGCUGCUUCAUUCUAAACCAGCAGGCCCGGACUCUCAUUUGUAGAAUUUUAAGUCGAAAAUUGCGAUUUGGAAUCUCUCUCUCUCAGUUUUUUUUUUCAACUGUCCUUAGUUCCUUUUGAUAGACUCAUCUUCCACAUUUGAAGUUACUGAGUAUCUAAGAUAAGUAAUUCACAUUCCUGAGUACUACUCUAGGAGUUCAUGGUGGUAGAAGUAAUGAGAUUUGUCUUGUAAAGUUACUUCACCUCACUGUUUUUCCUGGAAAGCUGCUAUGUAGAAGCUAAUCAUUCAUCAUCUAAAGUUAUGUUUGAGGAGAAACCCUGAGGAAUUAUUUUCUGACUUAAUUUCUGUCUCCGAAAAUGACUUUGAUCUAAACAUUGAUACAGUGGAUAAUAAUGGAGAAUGAGGUUUCCUCCAUGGAUCCUCCUGCUAGUUAAGCUCCAG
This is a messenger RNA of Eucalyptus grandis, 2501 nucleotides long. RefSeq names its product probable protein kinase At2g41970. NCBI's taxonomy places the organism in Eukaryota, Viridiplantae, Streptophyta, Magnoliopsida, Myrtales, Myrtaceae. The transcript is spliced from 8 exons. The record is from RefSeq and is a predicted model, not a curated record. Gene Ontology annotation, biological process: protein phosphorylation. Bases 1012 to 2103 code for a protein of 363 amino acids. Gene Ontology annotation, molecular function: protein tyrosine kinase activity; ATP binding.